AACAACAGCUGGCAGCAGUUAAAGAUGGCCGCCGCAACCAUGGUGGGGCUCGAUGGCCACAGGAUGGAGGAAAAGAAGUUCGAAUACUUCUCCUCCAUCAACUCCAUGGCCAAGAAAAUAAUGCAGGAGCGGGAGAAAAUCAAAGCCAACCACGGCUCGUCCUGGGAGAAAAUGACGCCGCAAGAGCAAGACAACGCCAUCGACAACUGGAUGAUGGACCCUCAUAUCCGAGCCCGAUACGCUAUGCACAGAGUAGACCGUGAUGAAGUGGUCUGUUACCCCAAACUGCUCAUUCAGACGGGUCAGAAGAUAGUUCAUUUCGGCGAAGAGGAUAUUACCUGGCAAGAUGAGCACUCUGCGCCCUUCUCAUGGGAGACCAAGAGUCAGAUGGAGUUCAGCUUGACAUCAGGCUCUGCAGACCAGGGGAUCUCUGUCUCACAGGCCGACUCGAAGGCUGCAAAGGUUCCUCAUUCCAGCCAGCUUGGCAAAAGUACACCAGGAACCAAGGUGUCUGUCAGCGAGGGACGGCGGCCAGAGGAGGAGUCGUCUUUCUGGAAGAUCAGCGCUGAGAGGUCCAGGCUGGAGGGAGAGCAAGCUGACUUCCAGUCCCUGACACCCAGCCAGAUCAAAUCCCUAGAAAAAGGAGAGAAAUCUCUUCCCUCCUAUCUCCGACAAGAGUCCUCGGUCUCCUCCAAGGAACCUGAGGCACCGGAGUCCCAUCCUCCACCUCCUGCCAGGUCCACCAAGCAAAGAGCACCCAAGCCCCCUGCUCCACAGCCUCCUAUCCCAGCCGCUGUUAGCGCGACGCCGGCAUCCAUCUCCAUCUCGCCGAACCCACCCCCACCCGUCAGCGUCUCUUCUUCAGUUGCGGGCUGGGAGAGAUCUCAGAGCACCCUGCCGUCGGUCAGCAACACCCUGGAUGAGAUGUUCUCCUCCAGCCUGAUGUCCAAGCCUUCCAACCUCUCUGCCAACGUGGAGAAAGAGAAGCAGGAAGAGGGUUCAUCCAACAACAGCCCCACCUUUUCUCAGUUUAACACGAGCAGCAACAUCCUGAAGACUGGAUUCGAUUUCCUAGACAACUGGUAAGCCACAACCGAGAGCAGCCACCGUUCUGAAUGAGUCAUCCUCAUCAUCACUUUGAAGAAGGACCACACUGCCAUGACUACAGACGUCCACGUCUAGAUUUAAGAGACACCAUCCUUUAAAACGACCACGUUAUGUUCUUGUAAUCAUCUUCAGUGGCUUGUUAAGACAUUAUCUCACCGCCUGUGUGCUGGUGUUUUUUGGGUUUUCUUUUUUUUUUCCUUGAAUAGAAGUGCACCCUUUUCCUUUCAGACUAGGAUCGAAUCUUUUGAACUUUUUGCCAAACCCCUCCUGAUUUUACACUUGCUAUGAAGAGCUAUGGUACGCAGAAAACUAUUGUAAUUAGUAGGGGAAUAAACUAGAUCCAGUGGCUUUUAUUGUUCAGUCGUAGCAAAAUGUUCUAUUUGUGGCCACCUUUUUUUUUUGUAAACCACUGUGCACAUUGGCCACUUAUCCCUGCUAAUUAGGGUACCAUGAUGAUUGUGUUGCCUGCAGUGAGAAUGCACAGUGACUUGGCUGCAUUCACACGUAGCUCUUAGACACUAAUCUAGCAAAGAGCAGAUUUGUACCACAAGCAUGUUACGAUUUCAAACACUAACACCCUUGUCCAUUUUUUUUUUUUUUAAGUUGUAUUGUUUGUUAUGAAGAUUUUUUUUUGCUCUGCUUUUAUUUAUACUUACGAUAUAUAUUCUAUUAGAGUUGAAGUAGUGCUCAGUGCUGCAGUCCCGGCCCACAUAGUGCAAUUACUUACAGACAGUGUUCCUGCUGGUCAUGGAAUUCCUGGGAUAUCAUGGAAUUAUGAUGUUGGGAAGUGGAAAUCGUGGAAUUUUACUAUUAUAUGACUUCGCUGAAUUAUUGCAGAAUGUUUUUCCAACUUUUAUAAAUUCACGGAACUAGUUUAUUGGUUUCAGCCAAGUGAAAACCAAACUGUUCUCUUUGCCAUUUGAAAAAAAAAAAAACAACAGGAGGGAAUAACAGCCAUGGAAGUACAUACACUUAGUCUUGGAAAAUUCAUGGGCUGUAUGUCCGGGCUGCCGUGGGAACCUGUUACAGAUGUCCUGUAUGGUUUUAGCUCCUUGCCAACACUUCCUCACUGUAUCACCCCUUUCACCUUUGACCUCAAACUAGCGCCGAACAAAGCUAGUGCGCAUCGGUAAAGACACUCAAACGCUGUGUUGUAGCUAAACGGGCAGGUGUGUAGUGGUUGGUAGCACUUGUGUCAGACCUAAAGUCUAGUAUACGACUAGAGUACUAUUUUACUGAAUUUUCUAUAUAUCCGCUGAUUGUAUCUUCUGCUAUACCUGUGUAUUGCACUCUUGCAUUUUGAGGUCACAGAUUGGAAGGAAGUAAAUAAAUUAAACCUGUUACUUGUC
Stegastes partitus (bicolor damselfish) is the source of this 2456-nucleotide messenger RNA. It is a transcript of the gene cunh1orf198, whose product is annotated as chromosome unknown C1orf198 homolog. The transcript has 6 exons. Lineage: Eukaryota; Metazoa; Chordata; Actinopteri; Pomacentridae. The record is from RefSeq and is a predicted model, not a curated record. The coding region runs from base 25 to 1086 and encodes 353 amino acids.